UAUACGGAAAUCUAAAAAAAACUAGCGUGGUUAAUGCGUGUCGGAAAUAUUGGCUCAAUUCGGAUCACAUAUCCCAAAUUGCUUAUAAAUACACUCCUCAAAAGUUUAACUCUAUCUAUAAGUUUAAUAUCAGAUUUUAAAAAUCGGAGACUAUUAAUUAAUACACACUUUUGUGGUUUAUUAUUGUUUUGUUUGUAUGUCUUUAGUUUCAUAGCCAAUUCUGUUGGAUGGGGAAGAAGCAGCAUUAAGAUACAUUUAAGAAGAUUUAAUUAUUGGCAAAAUACAGAAUAGAACGAACGCGCGUGGUCUGGACAUAUUCUAGAUAAGAAAACAUAGCAUAGAUUCUUCACUAUUCUUUUUAUAAAAUCUUGACAAUUUUCUACGAACGAACAUAGAUAAAUUUUUUGUUUGUAGCCUGAGUUCCAUAGAACUGAAGAACAAAUAAGAUAAAACAAAAUAAGAACUAUUUAAAUAUUGUGCGCGGAAGAUAAAGCAAAUUUUUAUUCCAAUUCGUUAGUCAAGAACAGCACUCUUAACCCGACACACAACAUCAUGGAAGAAAAGUCGUGGGAAUCACCCGAAACUUCCAAGCAGAAUAAAGAGCUUUUGCCCAGAAUCACCAGACAGGAUGCUGAAUCUCAUCGACCAUAUGACGCUGUAGAGAACGUCCAACAUGGAGCAAAUGUCACAACAAAAAUACACCAGAAAAUAACAACUUUUCAAGGUUGUGAAUACAACCCUCCGGAUGGAGGAACUCGAGCUUGGUUGGUUAUGAUAAGUGCAUUCUUCUGCUUGGGGCUUAUUUUUGGAUUGAUUAAUUCCUAUUCGGUGAUAUAUUCAUAUUUGCAGCGUAGAUUUGCAGCUUGGGAGGAUCCGGAAGCAUCAAGCAAAGCAGCUCUUAUUGGAUCGUUUACUUUUGGAACUACGCUCUUCUGCUCUCCCAUUGCUGGAAUGAUGACUGACAAAAUUGGUGUCCCGUUUACAACGUUGAUCGGAGGUGUGAUAAGUGUGUUGGGGCUGUUUUUAUCAUCGUUGUCUCCGUGGAGUGUAACUGGACUUCUUUUUACUUAUGGCUUCAUGUUGGGGCUAGGAACAUCAUUGGUGUACACUCCAACACUUUCGGUGCUUGGAGUGUAUUUCAAACGGUAUCUUGGAAAAGUCAAUGGUUUCGUUUGUACAGGUGCAAGUAUCUUCACCGUUAUAAUGGCUCCUAUACUGUCUUAUAUCCUCAAUACGUACGACUUUCGUAUAGCCCUCCAGGUUUUAGCAGUGUGCUUUUGCUUCCUUAUAGUUUCAGCGUUUGUCUAUGGCCCAAUGGAAUGUCCGGCCGCUAAGGAGCCAGACCAGAAUUCAAAUUCUAAUCCAACAUUCAAUGUUGAUAUAUGGAAAGAGCGAUCCUACAUCAUCUGGACUCUAAGUUGUGCUUUGGCUUUGUCAGGCUACUACGUUUCCUAUGUGCAUAUGGCCAAGUUUACUCAGAUAAAUUUUCCAAGACAAAAUAUCAAUUUACCAAUUAUGUGCAUUGGAGCAGCGUCUUGUAUUGGCCGAAUGAUUGUUGGAAUUGUGGCUGAUAUCCCUGGAAUCAACAGAAUAAGGAUACAUCAGUUGUCUUUGGUUGGCAUGGGAGUGGUCACUGUGCUGUUGCCUUUUAACGUUUCAUUCAAUAUUCUUUUGCUUAGCUCUUUGGCUUUAGGAAUAUUCGACGGAAUGUUCUUUCCGGUUCUUGGGCCAAUUUGCUAUCAAUUGUGUGGACCAAACGGCGCUGCACAAGCAAUCGGAUGCUUUUUGGGACUAGUAGCAGUACCCAUGACAGUGGGCCCGGUUUUGGCUGGAAAGAUUUUCGAUGAAACUCAUUCGUACACACUGCCAUUUAUAAUUGCUGGGAUUCCAUCAAUAUUGGGAGCACUUUGUAUGAGUUUAAUUGACAAUAAUUGUGAAUAUGAAAGGCUUGAUGGUGAUGAAAGUGUACAGCAAGGAAUUUCAAGUAGCAAUUUAUUGAAUGAAAAUUGUUAUUCGAUUGUGAUUGAGACAGCUAAAAUUCCAACUGAGGAAGAGGCGUGUAUAACAGAAACUCCAAAGCGACGAUACAGAUAUACGAUAUUAUAAUUGAUUAAAUUUCCAACUGUAUACUUUUAAGAAGAAAUGAUAAUUGCUUUUGGGAAACGUUGGCAUACUUUCAAGAUACUCAAAGGAACUAAAUUUAAUAAAUAUUUUAUGAGAACA
This is a messenger RNA of Eupeodes corollae, 2223 nucleotides long. RefSeq names its product monocarboxylate transporter 10-like. Gene Ontology annotation, molecular function: monocarboxylic acid transmembrane transporter activity. The transcript is spliced from 3 exons. Bases 553 to 2106 code for a protein of 517 amino acids. Gene Ontology annotation, biological process: transmembrane transport. The record is from RefSeq and is a predicted model, not a curated record. Lineage: Eukaryota; Metazoa; Arthropoda; Insecta; Diptera; Syrphidae.